This is a messenger RNA of Chara braunii, 1504 nucleotides long. The record is from the annotation of a GenBank genome assembly. NCBI's taxonomy places the organism in Eukaryota, Viridiplantae, Streptophyta, Charophyceae, Charales, Characeae.
GGCGGAUAAACAAUCGUUUGAAGGGGAGCUUACAAAGAAGCGGAUCGGCGGCGUUACGGGAAAACGCGAACAAGGACGGGAUGUUGCUGACUAACGGCCCAGGUGGCGGGGGCGGAGGCGGAUAUAAUAAUGCGCCCAAUGGGCAAUCCUAUGGCAACUAUGGGAACGGGAAUGGAUCCGGGGGCGGAGCAGGCAGCGACGGAGGCGGGGGACGAAAUAGCGUCUGCUAUAACUGUGGGAAAACCGGGCAUUUCGCCUGGGACUGUUGGUCGAGGAGAGGGAGAGGAUACGGAGCACAGCAGGGUGACCCCGAACUGGAGGAGAUGAAGGAACAUUUUAGACAACUGAGGAGAGAGAGACAGGAGCUAAAGGAGAAACGCAAGCUGGAAGAAGAACGGAAGGCCAGGGAGGAAGAUGAGUUGCGGAGGAACCAGGAUUUUGCGAGGAAAGCAGAGGAGUUUAAAAUGCAACUUCACGCAGAACUACUGGAGGAAUGGAGGAGGAUCAACACCGAAGUGAAGGAGGCGGUGGGAAAAACCAGAAGAUCAACGAAGAAGCACACGUGUAAGAGCGGCGGCGGGACCAAACGUAAGGGGAGGCGGUACUCAAAGAAGAAGAGAAAGGAGGAGAUUCCUAGCGAGGAGAUGGAAUCGGACGAUACUUCCGACGAAGACAGGAAUGUAACUAGACCUGCCAAAGCCAGUAACACAGUUACGAUGGCCAAAGCGGUGCUAGCGGCAACCAGACAUUUGAAGGUGAAGGAAACACCGAUGGUAGACUCAAGUGAGAUAUGGAUUACAGAGCAAGGCUCAAGUACGACGUGGAAGGAUGAUGAGGUUCUGAGUUGGAAGAGGCGGUUUGACGGCCUGGUACUCUCUCCGAUAGAUCGUAAUCAAGGAGACACAGCGGUGAUGUGCCCGAUACUCUAUCGACAUGGGUUUGGGAAGACUUUAACCUGGAACACAAACUAUGAAACGAAGGCGACUGCCGAGGAGGAGGUCCUCAGGGAGAGCAGAGAAGAUUUUAAGAAGAGUGGAUUACCUGCAAUCGGGAGCUGGAGGUCUGACGGACGCCUGGGGACGGCAUACGUGAUCCCGAAGCAUAAGGAUCUGACACGAUGGAGACCAAUAGCGACCGCACCGGUUGAUCCAGCUGCCAUGACACAACGGAGAUUGGCACGCGCUCUACAUCAGAUGCUGAAACGGUUACCGGCGAACAACACAUUCUACUUGAACUCCAUCUCGGAACUAACAGAGAGACUCGCAGGAACUGCAGUACGUUUUAGAGCCGCGGGGUGCGACCAAGCUAUCGAGAGGUGUUAUGAUAUCAAAGACAUGUUCUCGCGGAUCCUGCACGAAGCUGUGAUUCAAGCGGUACACCAGCUUCUCAGGAUCUAUGACAACAAGGGAAGUAAGCAGGUCAGAGUGUCUCGGAGGGGGAGAAACUGUGUUAUUCGUGAUAACAAGAGAUAGACGGACGGUUAUGUUAGCUUGCCACCGAAGCU